GAGUAUCAAUGAUGAGCAAACCCGCCGGAUCAACAAGUGGCUGUUUGGAUAUUCUGAAUGUCAAAUCAAGUCGGAUUCUGGACAUCCCCUGCAAAGUGUGCGGCGACCGCAGCUCGGGGAAACACUACGGUGUUUACGCCUGCGACGGCUGCUCGGGAUUCUUCAAGAGGAGCAUCCGCAGGAACAGGACCUACGUCUGUAAAUCCGGCUCUCAGGGCGGCUGUCCCGUGGACAAGACCCACAGAAACCAGUGCCGAGCGUGCCGACUGAAGAAGUGCCUGGAAGUGAACAUGAAUAAAGACGCCGUUCAGCACGAGAGGGGGCCCCGGACGUCCACCAUCCGCAAACAGGUCGCCCUAUAUUUCCGGGGCCACAAAGAGGUGAACGGGUCAUCGACCCAUUUCCCGGGAUCCUCUCUGCCCGGCCCUCCCUUCUUCACCACGGUCACGCAACUGGAGCCCCACAACCUGGAGAUGAGCACAGUAGCCACCACGCCGGAGAGACAGGCCAUCGUGGGUCUGGCACAGCCCACCCCGAAGUAUCCCCACGAAGUCAGCGGCACCCCCAUGUAUCUCUACGAGGUGGCCACGGAGUCUGUGUGCGAGUCGGCGGCGCGCCUCCUGUUCAUGAGCAUCAAGUGGGCAAAAAGCGUUCCCGCAUUCUCCACGCUCCCUUUAUCUGACCAGCUGAUUCUGCUGGAGGACGCUUGGAGGGAGUUAUUCGUCCUGGGCAUCGCGCAGUGGGCCAUUCCCGUGGACUCCACUACUCUUCUCGCCGUUUCGGGGAUGAACACUGAAAACACAGAGUCUCAGCGGAUGAAUAAGAUCAUGUCUGAGAUCCAAGCACUUCAAGAGGUGGUCACCCGGUUCAGACAGAUGCGUCUCGAUGCAACAGAGUUCGCCUGUUUGAAAUGUAUCGUGACAUUCAAAGCCGUUCCUACGCAUGGCAGCACCGAGUUAAGAAGUUUCCGCAACGCCAGCGCCAUCGCCGCACUGCAGGACGAGGCGCAGCUCACCCUCAACAGUUACAUACACACCAGGUACCCGACCCAGCCCUGCCGCUUCGGCAAGCUGCUCCUGCUCCUGCCCGCGCUCCGCUCCGUCGGCCCGUCCACCAUAGAGGAGGUGUUCUUCAAGAAGACCAUCGGGAACGUGCCCAUCACCCGGCUCCUCUCCGACAUGUACAAGUCCAGCGAUAUAUGA
This is a messenger RNA of Xiphias gladius (swordfish), 1202 nucleotides long. RefSeq names its product nuclear receptor subfamily 2, group E, member 1 (gene nr2e1). The record is from RefSeq and is a predicted model, not a curated record. Bases 9 to 1202 code for a protein of 397 amino acids. Gene Ontology annotation, biological process: cell differentiation; anatomical structure development; negative regulation of transcription by RNA polymerase II. The transcript is spliced from 9 exons. Lineage: Eukaryota; Metazoa; Chordata; Actinopteri; Istiophoriformes; Xiphiidae. Gene Ontology annotation, molecular function: zinc ion binding; nuclear receptor activity; RNA polymerase II cis-regulatory region sequence-specific DNA binding.